Eruca vesicaria subsp. sativa (arugula) is the source of this 198-nucleotide messenger RNA. The record is from the annotation of a GenBank genome assembly. Lineage: Eukaryota; Viridiplantae; Streptophyta; Magnoliopsida; Brassicales; Brassicaceae.
AUGAUGAAGAAGCAAAGCCCCGACAGGAAGACAAACAUCAUAGGAACAUUGGGAUACAUUGCACCUGAAUAUCUCUCCACUAAGGCCGGUUUGUAUGGAGAACUUGAGGAAGGUGAGAAGAUAGUUCUUGAGGAUCAUUUUUUCGCUGAGGAACACUGUAUCACUCGCUUUGUGAAAUUCGCACUUGAAAAACGUUGA